CGUAACCCGUAGAAUGACGUCAUUGACGUCAAGCGUGACCAUCUUUUUUUAUUUGCGCUGUAUAGUAUACGAAUCAGCUCCGCUUCUUGUUUGAUUCCGAGUUCCAGAUAUUAAAUAUUUAGUUCUCCCCGAUAUUUGUGCCUUUUUUUUGUACGACGAAAUAAUCAACGAGGAAGGAUGGCUCUGCACGUACCCAAGGCCCCGGGCAUGGCUCAGAUGCUCAAGGAUGGUGCACGUUACUUUUCUGGACUGGAAGAAGCUGUCUAUCGUAAUAUCACAGCCUGUAAGGAGUUUGCACAGACCGUGCGCACAGCUUAUGGACCCAAUGGGAUGAACAAAAUGGUGAUAAAUCACUUGGAAAAGUUGUUUGUCACAAGUGAUGCAGCAACUAUCAUUAGAGAGUUGGAUGUGGAACAUCCAGCAGCAAAGCUGUUGGUUCUGGCAUCAGAGAUGCAAGAGUCUGAAGUCGGAGAUGGCACAAAUUUCGUUAUUAUAUUUGCCGGAGCUCUGCUGGAACACGCUGAAGAGCUUCUGAGAUUGGGAAUCACUACUACAGAAAUUGUUGAAGGAUACGAACUUGCUCUGGAAAAAGCCUUAGAACUUUUACCAAAGUUAGUAAUCAGGGAAGUUAAGGACUGGCAAGAUAUCAGUCAAAUUGAGGAUGUUAUGAAAACUUCCAUCAUGAGCAAACAGUAUGGCAAAGAAGAUCUCAUUGCAAAUCUCGUUUGUAAAGCCUGCUCUUCCAUUUUGCCUGCAGAUGCUAUUAAAAAAAAUGUUACAUUUAACGUAGACAACGUGAGAGUUUGCAAAAUUUUGGGCUCUGGGUUGCAUUCUUCACAGGUCAUUCAAGGAAUGGUUUUCAAGAGACAAGUAGAAGGAGACAUUACAAAGGUGGAAAAAGCUAAAGUUGCCGUCUAUACAUGCCCGGUAGACAUUAUGCAAACAGAAACAAAAGGAACAGUUCUUAUCAAGUCUGCUAAUGAGUUGUUGAACUUUUCGAGAGGUGAAGAAUCUUUAUUGGAAUCGCAAAUUAAAGCUAUUGCAGAUUCUGGUGCCACAGUUAUUGUUUCUGGUGGUAAAUUCGGAGAUAUGGCCCUUUACUAUGUUAACAAGUACAAUCUGAUGGCCGUACGCCUCCCUAGCAAGUUCGACUUAAGACGCCUUUGUCGAGCCGUUAAGGCUGUAGCUUUGACGAAGUUGAAUCCGCCAACCAAAGAAGAGCUGGGGUAUGCAGAUUCCGUUCAUGUAGAUGAACUUGGCGAUACGAGCAUAGUAGUUUUUCAAAAUCAAGAUCAAGAAAGUCGCAUUAGCACAAUCGUUGUUCGAGGUUCUACUGAUAAUUACAUGGAUGACAUUGAAAGGGCAAUCGAUGACGGAGUUAAUACUUUCAAAGCCAUCACAAAGAAUGGUAAUAUUGUUCCUGGUGGAGGUGCUACUGAAAUUGAACUAGCAUCUAAAAUUGCUUCAUAUGGAGAUACCAUCCCUGGCUUAGAACAAUAUGCUGUACGCAAAUUUGCCGUAGCUCUAGAAGUUUUUCCUAAAACUCUUUCUGAUAACAGUGGAACUCACUCUUCUGGAAUAAUUUCGAAACUGUAUGCUGCUCACAAGGAGGGGAAAAUAAAUCAUGGCUUCAAUAUUGAUGGCACAGGAGAAGAAAGUGUUAUUGAUGUCGAAAAGGCAGGUAUUCUUGAUUUGUAUCUAACAAAGUACUGGGCCCUUAAGUACGCGACCAACGCUGCAUGUACUAUCCUCAAAAUUGAUCAAAUUAUCAUGGCAAAGAGAGCUGGUGGUCCAAAACCAAAGCAAAACUCUCACAGUGACGAUGAAUCAUAAAAAAAUAUUAAGUUUAUCAAUGAAUAAAUGCAUUUUGUAUUUUGCUAAUACUUGAACUAACUUUUGUUUUGCACCAUUAUAAAAAGGCUCGUUUGAAUAAAAAAAACAACUAUUUAUAUACAUUUAAAAUUUAUUUAUGUACA
Messenger RNA from Copidosoma floridanum, 1976 nucleotides. It is a transcript of the gene CCT8, whose product is annotated as chaperonin containing TCP1 subunit 8. Gene Ontology annotation, molecular function: ATP binding; ATP hydrolysis activity; ATP-dependent protein folding chaperone. Gene Ontology annotation, biological process: protein folding. The record is from RefSeq and is a predicted model, not a curated record. Lineage: Eukaryota; Metazoa; Arthropoda; Insecta; Hymenoptera; Encyrtidae.